AUGGACAAAGAAGAAAUAUGUCAAUACUUCAACAGCAUUAUAAAAAAUGAUAAAGAUGUUUCUGCUGGCAUGGCUGCCAUUCGUACCUUAUUGAAAGUAUUAAAACAUUCUAAAUCAGAAACAAUUCAGGAGCUUCGGAUUUGCUUACAACAUGCAAUUGAUGCUAUGCGUUCCACAGAAACUCCGGUCACUGCAAUUGCUUCGGGAAGUGAAUUGUUUCUCCGUUUUAUCACAUUAGCGACAUUGGAUACACCCUCAAUCGCAGAAUGUAAAGGGAUCAUGUUGGAAAGAGGAAAAGUAUUCUAUGAAAAAUUAGUUGCAGCUCGAGGAAAAGUAGCCAAGGUUGCAGCACACUUUAUUACUGAUGGCUCGACCAUACUCACGCAUUCAAAAUCAAGAGUAGUGCUGCAAGCAAUGAAGGAAGCUGCUGCAAAUAAUAAAAUAUUUGAAGUAUAUGUCACAUCCACAUCACCUGACAAUAAUGGAGAAGAGAUGUGCCAGAGUUUAACAAAGUUGGGAAUAUCGUGUACAGUGAUACUAGACUCUGCAGUGGGAUAUGUGAUGGAACACGUAGAUAUGGUGAUGGUUGGAGCGGAAGGUGUUGCAGAAAGCGGUGGUGUAAUUAAUAAGAUAGGUACAUAUACAAUGGCUAUAUGUGCAAAAGAGGUGAAGAAACCAUUUUAUGUACUGACAGAAAGUUUCAAAUUUUCGAGAAUCUAUCCUUUGAAUCAAAUAGAUUUACCUAAUGAAUUUAAGUAUACGUACAGUGUACUGUUAACCAAGAAUUUGAAAAAGGAGCAUCCCUUAGUAGAUUAUACUCCACCUCACUAUAUCAGUCUGUUGUUCACGGACUUGGGAAUUCUAACACCAUCAGCUGUUAGUGAUGAACUCAUAAAAUUAUACUUGUAAUUUGGAGAAUUUUCUGAGUGGUGAGUUUUCUAAAUUCUACGAAUCACAAUAUAAUGUAAGUAAGGACAAUAGUGUUUAAGUCAGUAUGCGAAAAUUUUGUCUGUCAAAAGUGUAAAGGUGGAAACGUCUGUUGUACGUUUUUGUAAAAAAAAUAUGUGUGUGUGUGUGUGUGUG
Mycetomoellerius zeteki is the source of this 1083-nucleotide messenger RNA. It is a transcript of the gene eIF2Balpha, whose product is annotated as eukaryotic translation initiation factor 2B subunit alpha. Gene Ontology annotation, molecular function: translation initiation factor activity; guanyl-nucleotide exchange factor activity. The record is from RefSeq and is a predicted model, not a curated record. NCBI's taxonomy places the organism in Eukaryota, Metazoa, Arthropoda, Insecta, Hymenoptera, Formicidae. Gene Ontology annotation, biological process: translational initiation. The coding region runs from base 1 to 909 and encodes 302 amino acids. The transcript is spliced from 8 exons. Gene Ontology annotation, cellular component: eukaryotic translation initiation factor 2B complex.